Trichechus manatus latirostris (Florida manatee) is the source of this 3329-nucleotide messenger RNA. It is a transcript of the gene WDTC1, whose product is annotated as WD and tetratricopeptide repeats 1. Bases 411 to 2444 code for a protein of 677 amino acids. The transcript has 16 exons. Gene Ontology annotation, biological process: negative regulation of fatty acid biosynthetic process. Gene Ontology annotation, molecular function: protein binding. NCBI's taxonomy places the organism in Eukaryota, Metazoa, Chordata, Mammalia, Sirenia, Trichechidae. Gene Ontology annotation, cellular component: cytoplasm; Cul4-RING E3 ubiquitin ligase complex. The record is from RefSeq and is a predicted model, not a curated record.
CUGGGUCCCCAGACAGCUGGAGGAGAUAAACAGAGGAGGUGGAGGGAGGGGAGUGCGUGUGUGAGAGCGCGCGAGGAAGUGUGAGUGUGUGUGAGCGCGGGUGUGAGGCGGUGCGCAGGGGCGGGCAGAGGCGCUGUCCGGCCCCGGCCAGGCGCCGGGCGGAGAGCAUGGGAAGGGGCUAGAGCUGUCCGGGCCCCCCAGCCCCCUCCCCGGGAUCCGCGCCCCGACUCCCGGGAGAGGGGCCGGGCCCCCGGACGGACAUGGGCUCCUGAAGUUGCGACGCUAUCGGUCUAGGGAAGAGGCCUGACAGGUAAUUAAAUGUGUGUCUUGUGGACCUGGGCUUGGCUGGAAUGCACAAAGGUCCUGAAGAUCCUUCUGUAGCCCCCUUCUGUUGAACUCAUUAAGAGAAGAUGGCAAAAGUCAACAUAACUAGAGACAUCAUCCAUAGGCAGAUCAAGGAGAGGGGUGCUCUGAGCUUCGAGCGGCGCUACCAUGUCACUGACCCCUUUAUCCGGCGGCUGGGCCUGGAAGCAGAGCUGCAGGGCCACUCAGGAUGUGUGAACUGUCUGGAAUGGAAUGAGAAAGGAGACUUGUUGGCUUCUGGUUCCGAUGACCAGCACACAAUUGUGUGGGACCCGCUGCACCACAAGAAGCUGCUCUCCAUGCACACAGGACACACUGCAAAUAUCUUCUCUGUCAAGUUCCUGCCUCACGCUGGGGACCGCAUCUUGAUCACGGGGGCAGCUGACUCCAAGGUGCAUGUCCAUGACCUGACAGUAAAAGAGACGAUUCACAUGUUUGGAGACCACACAAACCGGGUGAAACGCAUCGCCACGGCGCCAAUGUGGCCUAACACAUUCUGGAGUGCCGCUGAAGAUGGGCUUAUCCGCCAGUAUGACCUGCGGGAAAACAGCAAACACUCGGAGGUGCUGAUUGACCUGACAGAAUACUGUGGCCAGCUGGUGGAGGCCAAAUGCCUCACUGUCAACCCCCAGGACAACAAUUGCCUGGCAGUAGGGGCCAGUGGGCCCUUCGUGAGGCUCUAUGACAUUCGCAUGAUCCAUAACCACAGAAAGAGCAUGAAGCAGAGCCCUUCAGCAGGUGUGCACACCUUCUGUGACCGGCAGAAGCCCCUCCCGGAUGGUGCAGCCCAGUAUUACGUAGCAGGUCACCUGCCAGUGAAGCUACCUGACUACAACAACCGGCUGAGAGUGCUGGUCGCCACCUACGUGACGUUCAGCCCCAAUGGCACAGAGCUGCUGGUCAACAUGGGAGGGGAGCAGGUCUAUUUGUUUGACCUGACGUAUAAGCAGCGGCCGUACACUUUCCUCUUGCCUAGAAAAUGCCACUCGUCAGGGGAAGUCCAGAAUGGCAAAAUGUCCACCAAUGGUGUGUCCAAUGGAGUGUCCAACGGCCUGCACCUUCACAGCAAUGGCUUCCGGCUUCCAGAAAAUAGAGGACAUAUCAGCCCCCAGGUAGAGCUGCCUCCAUACCUGGAGCGUGUGAAACAGCAAGCCAAUGAGGCUUUUGCUUGUCAGCAGUGGACCCAGGCAAUUCAGCUUUACAGCAAGGCUGUGCAGAGGGCCCCUCACAAUGCCAUGCUCUACGGGAACCGAGCUGCUGCCUACAUGAAGCGCAAGUGGGAUGGUGACCACUACGAUGCUCUGAGGGACUGCCUUAAGGCCAUCUCCCUAAACCCGUGCCAUCUGAAGGCACAUUUCCGCCUGGCCCGCUGCCUGUUUGAGCUCAAGUAUGUGGCUGAGGCCCUGGAGUGCCUGGACGACUUCAAAGGGAAGUUCCCGGAGCAGGCCCACAGCAGUGCUUGUGAUGCACUGGGCCGCGACAUCACGGCUGCCCUCUUCUCCAAAAAUGAUGGUGAAGAGAAGAAGGGAACUGGUGGUGGCGGCCCAGUCCGCCUCCGCAGCACAAGCCGCAAGGACUCCAUCUCAGAGGAUGAGAUGGUGCUGCGGGAGCGAAGCUACGACUAUCAGUUCCGCUACUGUGGCCACUGCAACACCACCACGGAUAUCAAGGAGGCCAAUUUCUUUGGCAGCAACGCUCAGUACAUCAUCAGUGGCUCUGACGAUGGCUCCUUCUUCAUCUGGGAAAAGGAGACCACCAACCUGGUUCGCGUGCUUCAGGGAGAUGAAUCCAUCGUCAACUGCCUGCAACCGCACCCCAGCUACUGCUUCCUGGCCACCAGCGGCAUUGACCCUGUCGUGCGGCUCUGGAAUCCCCGGCCAGAGAGUGAAGACCUCACAGGCCGAGUUGUGGAGGACAUGGAGGGUGCUUCUCAGGCCAACCAGCGGCGCAUGAAUGCGGACCCGCUGGAGGUGAUGCUGCUCAACAUGGGCUACCGGAUCACAGGCCUGAGCAGUGGGGGUGCUGGGGCCUCCGAUGAUGAGGACAGCUCCGAGGGCCAGGUGCAGUGCCGGCCCAGCUAGACCCUCCUAGCCCUGGUCCUCAGCCCCUGCUACUGGCUGGACCCUGCGCCCUGGGCAGGAGGUCAGGGUGUUCUGUUUUAGUUUGUCUUCCCCGCUCCACCCUGUUUUUUCAUUUCCCCUGUUUUGAUUGUUAGUUUGGCAUUGGGGGUGGGGGUUACUACAACUUGCUGGCUUUCAGACUCGGGGGGCUGAUUGCCCCUUGACUGUCCCCAGCCCAGAGUGGAAGAGCAGGAGGGGAAGCCCCACCCUGUGGUCCCCCCACCUCCUGCUUCCAUGUCUCUGGAGGGCUCUGACCUGUCUCAAAACCCCCUCUGCCUCAGCUGGGGAGGCUGAAGCUGUCUGCAGGGACUGCCCUGCCCUUGGGUUGGCAGCAGGAAGGGGAGUGGAAUUCCCGGUUGGUAAGGGCUAGCCUUGACGUGUUGCCACUCUUCUCCCCACCUGGCCAGCAAGGCUAGCUCCCCUGUGGUCUUCAGGGAAGAUUCUGAAAAGGGAUAGGGACCCACCCUCCCUCCAGAGCCACCAGUGUAGGAUGGAAGCAGAAGGGAGGAGGGGAGCCCUGGUGUGGGCCAGGAUAGGCCACCUGCCCUGGUCCCAGCAGAGCAUCCUCAAGGUCCCCCCACCUGCACCCCAGCACUGGCUCUGGGCCCUGCGCCUGCUCUCACUGGCCACCUCUGGGGCUCAGCCUUUCCCGAGGGCCCUGGCAGCGGUGGGGCACUGCACCAUAUGCCACCCACCCAUGCCAGCCCUUCCACACUACGGCCACUCUCCUCCUGGGCGCUCGUCGGCCUCACUGUGACCUUUCUGCCAGAGCUCCCAGCCAGGCCUACUCUUGCUGAGAUGGCGCUCCCUGCUAAGGGCCCUUCCCUGCUCUUUCUGCCUCCCUCC